AUGGAAAAGGCGAAGAACGAGGUGACACUGGGGGCACGGCUGGCGACGCGCUACGCGCCGAAGCAAAUUCUUUCCUCUGGCCUCUCCUGGGGCCCGCUCAUAGGUGUCGACGAGGUGCGGCGCCUCUCCUACCGCUUCGCAGAGCGCAGCAUCACGCACGACGGCGACCCCGCGCUGACGAAGGAGUGGCUCGUGCACUUCAUAAUGGAGAUCAUCGCCGAGAAGGCGAGCGUCCCUCCCUCCGAUAUCGAUCUCGAAGAUGUGAUGAACUUCGACACGCCGCUGGUGGGCGAGGAGCAGCUGCACGUGUACCGGACGGAAGUGGCGCAGUGGCUCAGCUCCUUUGCCGUGCAGCUCUCACUGCACGACCCGCUCUGGGACGUGUGCGAGGCGAGUAACGAUGAGCUCGUGCGUGGCGAGUGCGUGGCGAGCAACAGUUGCUGCAGCGCCCUCUACUUCGGUGCAAAGGUGCGGAAGGUGCGUGGUGGCAGAAGCCGCUCACUGAAGCGCGGGCUGGACAUCACCGCGUCGUCGUCCUCGCUCGGCUCACACCGCAAGGAGCCGGUGCAGCACGAGAUGGUGCGCUGGAGCGAUCUGACGACAAACUUGGUGCGGGACUACGAGCACUUCCACCGAUUCGAUGAGAAAGAGCUGACCUUCACGCAAGUGCGCACGGCACUGACCUCAGGGCGGUCAUCACCAACGCGCUCGUCGCGUGGCAAGGACGGGGCGGAGGGCGCCUGGGCAAAGGUGGCGCAGCAUACGCGGGACGCCGAGUUGGACGCACUGAUGGGGAACGAGAUGCAUGUGCACUCAGCGGACAGCAUUGUCGUCUCGCCUGCCACCGGCCUCAUCAUCACCAGCUCCAAGGACGGCAUUGUAAAGUUGUGGGACAGCACAACCGGUGCGUUUAGGCAUAAUCUCUACAACGCCGGCUCGGCGUGGGUGAUUGGGAUGUUCCUACUACCCGACGAUGACUACAUCCUCAUUGCCACGACAAAUAACCAACUGACCGUUCUGAACUUCCCGGAGGGAAACGUGAUGCAGAAGUAUCUUGGCUGCAACUCCACGGUAACGGCACUGCUAGGGGUGUCACAGUUGUCAGCGCUCAACGUGCAGCGUUACGGCAUGAGGCCGGGCGAGUGCGGCACCUACCGCGUUGCCCUACACGAGGGCGAGCAGCCGGAGCAGUACCACCACCGCCGCCGCGAGGCACAGAAUGACGUGUCGUCAAAGAAUGUUCCCGCCAAACCGGUGGUGGGAUUCCUGUCCCCCACAACAUGCUGGUUUGAGUCCUUUUCUGGUAUCUUCUUUUUCGGCACAGCCGACGGCCAGAUUGGCGCAUUCGACAUCGCUGCCGACGUUCGGCCGAACGCGCUGCUGGCGGGGGCAAACACCAAGCCUGUGCGGCUGCUGUUUCUGCUGCAGGUGCACGUUGGGGCGGUAGUGGGCAUAUUCUACACGUCGUACGCCACCUCCGUCUUCAGCGCUGGCACGGACGGUUCCAUCUACCGUACCGCCCUUGGCCCUGCAUCGGAGCCGGUCAGCGAACCGCGACUUGUUGGGCACCCGUCGAAGCCGAUCCGCAUGAUGCAGUGGGCGCCGCCGUCGAAGUACUUCAUUACCAUCCACGUUGACCGCCGCGUCGUGCUAUGGGUGAUCGGCCGCUACACCGACCCGCUGCACUACUUCCCCCCGGAGACACAAGAAGUGGUGAGUGCCGCACUGCACCCGCGGCGGCAGCGACUCGUGCUUCUGCUGUCGGACAAGACUCUCAAGGUAUAUGAGACGCACGGAAACAAAUCUCUCACAACAAUUCCGCAGCCGGCGCCGGAGCCGAACUUCACCGCGACGGACGUUUCUCGGCAGAUGAUGGAGCGCUCCGCUCACGACGAGGACGGCGUUGUGGCGUGGCACCCGUACAACUCCAAUCUCAUCUGCUGCCUGCGGGCAGCUGUUAUCUAUGAGCCAGCACGCAGCCACCUCGCCGGUGAGGGUGAUGUCGAGUUGCCCCUCCCAGCACCUGAGAGGCAGCGCACGGCUUCCGAUUCCUUUGACACACUCGAAGAUAAACAGACGCAAAGCCUGGUGUCGUCAGCGGGACACGCAGCGUUGCGUCGCCUCCACUCUCACCGCAGCGGCAUCGUGGCAGUGGCGGUGCAGAAGCAUGCCUGGGACCUGCACACCUUCGAUGAGGAGAGCUGGUGCGCAUGGAGCCUGGAGACCGGUACACUGAAGCUCUGCGUCGAAGUCCCUCGUGCCGCCCGCAUGGAGCACCUGCCGCUGAAGCGCGCCACGGUUGCCUCGUGCUCGUGGACGACGUGUGCACAGACACGGCUGAUAACGGGUGGCCAGGAUGGUUCGCUGGUGAUAUGGGACCCGGCAACCGGCGCCCCACUCGGCGCGGAGGCGCUUGCGCAUGACACUCCAGAACAGUUAGACUCCGACGUGACGGUCAUGUCGCACCGCAAUGUGGUCAUCGCCUGGAGCGCGCGCAUGUGUCGCAUCAUGUUCGUUAAUAGCGGCUGCAUUCUCCCCAACGGCAUCGAGGAGAGCAAGUCUGUGGUGCUGCGUGUGCCGUCGCUUGCCUCUGUGACCGCCUGUUGCGUCGUGCGGGAUGCGUACCUGUGUGUGGGCACCGGUGACGCACGAAUAUAUUUCUACAGCAUUCAGGGUGGUGCCCCCACGCAUGAGUGUGUGCUGCGGGAUAAAAACGAAGAGGAACGGGGUGCCGUUGUGCACCUCAUCUUCCUUAAUGAGCAGAACCAGAACAUCCUCCUCAUUAUACUCGACACGGGCAUCCUCUUCGUGUACUCCUACGUUACUCAAACCGUGCUGCACCGCGUUCGGUUGGUGCGGCGCUUCGAGUGCCGCAUUCGCAGAGUGCUGUACGUCCCCGAGGAUGGCGUAGUUGUGUACGGCGACUCCGUUGGCCGCGUCCGUGCCCUCGACGUGUGCGGCUGUACGUCCGCCUCUGCGGACUUCCGUCAGACACUUAUCACACGCCUCGUGUUCCAGGGCGCCACGGAUGAGAUCACAGCACUCGACUUCUUCACCGCCGAAGGACGGCGCUACCUCAUUGUCGGCUCCCUAGACACCAGCGUGCGCCUCUUCCGGAUCGACGAGAGCAUCGGGGCGCAGUCGGCGCUCUCUUUGACGAGCCCGCAACGCGGUGCACCGGUUGGUGUGGUGUUCGUUGGGGUGUUUGGCCAAGACGUCUGGGACCUCCGCGACGUCGCGACGUACAGCCGCAACCCCCCGGUUGCGCCGCGUGUGUUGGCCGCCGCCACCGCCGAGGAGGAGGCGCUGCUGGAAAGCAUCGUCAACACCGACACGAGGGUGGAGAGCGUUAAGAGCGCCCUCGAAUCGCUGACGGAUGAGGAUGUCGCCGCUGGACGGGUGCGGGCGCGGAAGAACACAAAGGCGGUGACGCCGAGCUCCAACCCCACAACGCCGCAGCCACCGGUGCAGCGUCCGUUCUUCCUGACAGACAUACACCACGUGCAGGAUGAAGUGGGGCCGUGCUACUCGCUCUCUUGUGUCUCGUCCACCGAAAGCGUCAAACCGCAACAGCAACAACAGCAGCAGAUGCUUCAGGCCUCGCCGCUUCCUUCGUCCCCGAUUGAUACAGGCAACGGUAGUGGCGGCCUUCAGCACGUGUCACUUCCCAGCGGGCAUUCGUCGCCGUCAGGCGCGAUGGGGCGGCGUGCGCAGGGCCGGACAAAGGUAUGCACACUGCCCCACGACACAUCGCCGCUGUCGCACACCCUGGAGAUGGUAGCGGGACUUACGCGGUCCGAUCGUCGCAGUAACAGCCCACUGGAGCGCUCCAGCCCUUUGCAAACCUCGCUGACAGAAUCCAUUGGAACACAACGGACAAAAGCAAUGCUGGCGGCCAUGACACGACGCCUAGAGGCAGUGCAGCCGAAGGGACACGCCAAGGGUGAGUUUACCAAGAAGGCUAUUGAGGUGUUGUUGAAUGACACGGAUACGUUGUGGCGGCGCAACAAGUCGCCGCACAGACGGCCAGGGAGUGAGGAGCUUCGGUUGGCCCUUGAAACGCGUCGCAAGCUGGCGGAGCGCAUGGAGGAGUACAAGAAGCAACAGGCGGCACGGCGGAUAGAAAAGAGAAACUCACUGCCGCUUGUCUCGGCGCGACAGCACCUAACGCCAGUCGUUAUACCGCAGCCAAGCAUCAUCCCUUCCGAUGCGAGGGCGGGUUACAACUGGAUGCAUGCUACUCCAACAAACGGGGUGGCGCGGAAGCCGUCAGCGGUGUCUGCAUAUGCGGGGAAUCCCAUCUGA
Messenger RNA from Trypanosoma grayi, 4305 nucleotides. RefSeq lists its product as hypothetical. Gene Ontology annotation, molecular function: protein binding. The coding region runs from base 1 to 4305 and encodes 1434 amino acids. The record is from RefSeq and is a predicted model, not a curated record. NCBI's taxonomy places the organism in Eukaryota, Euglenozoa, Kinetoplastea, Trypanosomatida, Trypanosomatidae. The transcript has a single exon.